Messenger RNA from Lotus japonicus, 2156 nucleotides. RefSeq names its product protein DETOXIFICATION 54. Gene Ontology annotation, cellular component: membrane. The transcript is spliced from 4 exons. The record is from RefSeq and is a predicted model, not a curated record. NCBI's taxonomy places the organism in Eukaryota, Viridiplantae, Streptophyta, Magnoliopsida, Fabales, Fabaceae. Gene Ontology annotation, biological process: xenobiotic detoxification by transmembrane export across the plasma membrane. Bases 400 to 1932 code for a protein of 510 amino acids. Gene Ontology annotation, molecular function: antiporter activity; xenobiotic transmembrane transporter activity.
UAAAUCCCCUUGUCUCUCCCUGUCCCCCACUUAUCACAGUUCACACCUUUCCUCUUCCUUUUAUUUCUUUCUCUCCACUCCUACCUAGACCUCUCUAUUACGCCGCCACUACCAAGUUUCUAGCUUUUUGCUUGAUAUUCCCCCUUCCAUUUCCCUCUUUUCCCAUAGGGUAACACAUCAUGGAAGACUUCUAUUACUACUAUUAUUAGCUACUAUCAGUAUUCCUGCUUGGCUUUUUAGUUUUUUUGUGCUUACUCAAAACAUUCUUCAGGUUUUUCAACUUCUUCUUAAAAUGCCCUGUUUUCCCUCAUAGCCUUGUAUUUCUUGUCACACAUCCUUUGUGUCACUCCUUUUCAGUGUUAGCAAGAGAGGGUAGAAGAAAAAGAGUGAUCAAGAAAAAUGGGAGAUCAUUCAGAGCAGGACUACUUAUCCAACAAAUUCCCAACAACCUCUCAGGUUGUGGAAGAAUUGAAGGAACUAUGGAGCAUGGCCUUACCAAUCACAGCCAUGAACUGGUUGGUCUUUGUGAGAGCAGUUGUUUCAGUCCUCUUCCUCGGAAGACUCGGAAGCUUGGAGCUAGCAGGUGGAGCACUCUCCAUAGGCUUCACCAACAUCACAGGCUACUCUGUCCUCGUGGGUCUCGCAUCAGGUCUCGAACCUGUAUGCUCUCAAGCAUUCGGAAGCAAAAACUGGGAACUCCUCUCACUUUCUCUGCAGCGAAUGGUUCUCAUCCUCCUUGUCGCAACGCUCCCCAUAAGCCUCCUCUGGCUGAAUCUGGAGCGAAUCAUGCUUUUCAUGGGUCAGGAUAGUGGAAUCACGCGAAUGGCGGCGGUUUACUGUUUCUACUCUCUGCCUGACCUUUUGACUAACACGUUGCUGCAGCCGUUAAGGGUGUUUCUGCGGUCGCAGAAAGUGACGACGCCGAUGAUGUACUGUUCGUUUGUGGCGGUGGUGUUCCAUGUGCCGUUGAAUUAUUUGUUUGUGGUGGUGAUGGGGCUGGGGGUGCCGGGUGUGGCGGUGGCGUCGGUGAUGACUAAUAUGAAUAUGGUGGUGCUGAUGGCGGGGUAUGUGGGGGUGUGGAGGAGGAAGGAGAUGGUGUUGAGGUGGGGUUGGGGUGGUGGUGGUGGUGGUGGAGUGGGGGAUUUUGGUGGUGUUGGGAUGGGGCAGUUGAUGAAGUUGGCUGUGCCUAGUUGUUUGAUGAUUUGUUUGGAGUGGUGGUGGUAUGAGAUUGUGACGGUGAUGGCUGGGUACUUGGAGAAUCCAACGCUGGCGGUUGCGGCUACUGGGAUUUUGAUUCAGACUACUAGCAUGAUGUACACUGUCCCCAUGGCACUUGCUGGCUGUGUUUCUGCCAGGGUAGGGAAUGAGCUUGGAGCUGGUAAACCAUACAAGGCAAAGUUAGCAGCCAUGGUUGCCUUAGGAUGUGCUUUUGUGAUGGGCUUCAUCAAUGUAACAUGGACUGUGAUCCUUGGACACAAGUGGGCUGGGCUGUUUACAAAAGAUGAGCCUGUCAAAGCCUUGGUUGCAUCAGUCAUGCCACUUAUGGGCCUGUGUGAGCUUGGAAACUGCCCACAAACCACAGGCUGUGGCAUCCUUCGCGGGACGGCCAGGCCUGUGAUAGGGGCCCACAUCAACCUGGGCUCAUUCUAUUUCGUGGGCACCCCGGUUGCCGUGGGCUUGGCAUUUUGGUUCAAGGUUGGGUUCAGCGGGCUCUGGUUCGGGCUUCUCUCUGCACAAGUGGCGUGUGCUGUGUCAAUUCUCUAUGUGGUUAUAGUGCGUACAGAUUGGGAAGCUGAGGCUUUGAAGGCUGAGAAGCUCACAAGGGUGGAGAUGGGUAGUUACAAUGGAAGUAGGAUUAAAGAGAGUGAGAAAGAGGAAGAAAGCAAAGGGUUGUUGGUGAGUGGGAAUGGGCACAAGAGUGACAUUUGCUAAGAGCAUAUUUGAAUACACCAUUGAAGAUAAUGCUGAAAUUUAAAUCAUGGUGAGCAGAAGCGAAUGUUGAUGAAAAUUACUUUUAUUCACCAUAAUUUUGAUUCAAUGUAGUUUUAUACCGUGUAUUAAUGACAUAAAUUUUGUUGGUUGGAUGAGAUAGAUAUUAUUUGUUGCCUAAUCAAUUAGAGUUGGAGGCUUAUCAGUAGUGCCUGUAAUUGAGGCUA